AUGGAGUGCACACUAACGGCUGUAGUUUGCGCUCUCGUGCUAAUAUUGGUUGUUGUAUUGAUUUUGGCGAUGGUUAUCAUCUAUAAAUCAAGUGAAGCCUAUCCAGACCUAGGCAGAUUUGAGAGUGAAGAGUAUUUCCUGGAUCCAAAGAAGAAUAAGAAAAUAAAGUUACCCAGCAUCCAUGAUCCCCCGAGUGUUGACCUAACAGUUGUGGUUCCAGCUUAUAAUGAAGAAGAAAGGUUGCCUGCCAUGAUGAAUGAAGCCAUAGAUUAUUUAGAAGAAAGACAGAAACUGAUGCCAUCCUUCAGUUACGAAAUUGUAGUAGUGGACGAUGGCAGCAAGGACAAGACAACAGCGACAGGACAUUUAUACUCCAGCAAGUAUGGUGUAGAUAAGGUUCGUGUACUGACAUUAGAGAAGAACCGUGGCAAAGGGGGAGCUGUGCGCCUGGGAAUGUUUGUAGCGCGGGGAAAACUGCUGUUAUUUGCUGAUGCUGAUGGUGCAAGCCAGUUCAAAGAUUACAGAAAACUAGAGACAGAAAUGCUUAAAAUUAAUAAAAAAUCUGACAAUCAAGCUGUAGUCUGCGGCUCCCGAGCUCACUUGGAAAAGGAAGCCAUUGCAGAGCGAUCACUGUUCCGUACAUUCCUGAUGAAAGGCUUCCACUUCCUCGUCUGGUUUCUAUGUGUACAAGGAAUCCGAGACACACAGUGUGGCUUUAAACUUCUAACCAGAGAUGCAGCUAUCAUAUUGUUUUCUAAUUUACAUGUGGAGAGAUGGGCAUUUGAUGUAGAAUUGUUGUAUCUGGCCCAGCGCUUCAACAUGAGAAUAGCAGAAGUAGCCAUUACAUGGCAGGAGAUAGAAGGAUCAAAGAUGAUUCCAGUGUGGAGCUGGCUACAAAUGGGCAAAGAUCUGCUUCUGAUACGUCUACGUUACAUCAUAGGGGCAUGGAAAAUUAAUACCAAAGUGAAAAAAGAGUAAACUGUGAUAGUGGGAUGUUUGUUUGUGAGAUGGAGAGAGAUGGCAAAAAUGAGAGAGCGAGAUAGAUGCACAGAGCAAUAGCUGAUGUAAAUGGGAUGUUACAGAUUAUGUUAUCUUUUGUACCGACUUCGGUAAUGUCAUGCGAGUGUAUGUGGUGUAUACCUUCAUCUAAUUGAAAUCAGAUUCUAAUUAAUCAUUAAUUCUGUCCAUAACAUUCACACACAUGAUAAUCUGAGAUGGUUAAUGAAACUUGAACCCAUGUCAGUUUCCUAUGUAACUGAUAUUCCUGGCAAUAUUUUUCAGAAGUUUUGGUAUAGUUUAGUAUCACAGGCACUUGAAUCUGGUGUGUAAUAGCAAGGGAUCUGUUUCACAAACAGGGUACAACUUAAAGAGUGGUUGUACAUUCAUAUGUAGGCCAUGCAUUAGAGUUACAACCCAUUUCACAAAGCAUGUGUAACUUAAAGGUGGUUGUGAGUUGCAGAUGGGGAUUUAUGUACACAUAGAUUGAUAUAUGCUGGUGUAGGUUUACCCUGUUUGUGAAAUGCCUUUCAGAGUAAAAACCUAAUAAUCCACUCUAUAGUGUAGUGUAUAGUUGAUUAGGAAUUUUAUUUUUUAUUAUUUAAUAGCAGGUAUGAGUGUCCAAACACAUGCUCUGUAAAUACAACAUGAAAGUAAUAGAAUAGAAGUUCAUAUAACACAACCAGUAGAACAUUAGAGUGUGAUGUU
Ylistrum balloti is the source of this 1704-nucleotide messenger RNA. RefSeq names its product dolichyl-phosphate beta-glucosyltransferase-like. NCBI's taxonomy places the organism in Eukaryota, Metazoa, Mollusca, Bivalvia, Pectinida, Pectinidae. The record is from RefSeq and is a predicted model, not a curated record. The transcript has 9 exons. The coding region runs from base 1 to 978 and encodes 325 amino acids. Gene Ontology annotation, cellular component: endoplasmic reticulum membrane.